AUGAUGGUAAUACCUGUCAGUCAACAUAAACUUAUCAAAAUUCGACGAGUUAAUCGUGAUCGGUUGACGAAAUUUGCGUUGAUUUGCUCGGCGAUUGCAUGCGGAUGUAAUACACUUUGCUCAUCCACCAAUCAUUGGCUCUACACAUCUGAAGUGCUCAAGUAUUUCGUUUUCCCGAAUCAGACACUCAACUUUGAUGACACUUCGACAGCCACUGCGCCAGUUUAUUUUAAAAAUGCCACUAUCGGACCAUGGCUGUUUUGUUGGGCGGAUCCUAUCACUCCGUUUCACUGCUCAACAGUUUACUAUUUGACAGAUGAGGAUCCCAGUGAUACAACAACUUCUGUUCAACAAUCCGUUCGUCGUGCAUUCCUAUUUAUGUUAGUUGGAAUGAUUUUGGAUGGAUUCGGAUUGAUGAUGGCUAUUAUUUGUUAUUGUCUGAAAAAUCCAUACGCAUCGUUGCUAGUCUCAUCUCUACUGCACAUCAAUUCAGGUAUAGCCAAUUUCUCAUGUAUCAUUGUUUACAUGUCAGCAGUUUCCAAAGAAGUCGGAAACAAAAUCCACGCAGCAAGUGAAAUGGACGAACCCCUCUUCUAUAUGUCUUAUGGAUUCUCAUUCUGGUGUUUGAAGGCAAGUUUUUUGUUUACCGAGCUGGCUGCACUUUUUUCGAUUAUCGUCUAUAUGGCAAAACGAGAUGAGAGAACUUUCAAUCGGUACAAGAUUCGAGCGACUUUUAACGCACAAAAAAAACCAGAUGGGGAUGAUCGCCAAUUGAGCAUCCUGACAGACUCCUCACAUACUCGAUUUAACAGACGAACUGGAUCGCAUACAACAGCUGACUCACCACCACCAGAACUCGAUUCAAUGAUCAAGACUUCUGGAUCUGAUAGAGCCCUCCAGAAGUACAAAACUGGAAUUCAAGGAUCGUUCUCUCUACUCGCAGAGUCGUUUAAUCAUUUACCAGAACAAGGAAGAUCUGGAAGUGAAAUAUCAUUUAAUGGGAGGAGGUCAACCAUCAGAAAACCUCCACAACCGUCCAAGUCACAACCGUUGAGAAGAUUCGCAAUACCAGUGUCACAAGGGUAUCCGUCGUUGAGUUGA
Messenger RNA from Caenorhabditis remanei, 1101 nucleotides. RefSeq lists its product as uncharacterized. The coding region runs from base 1 to 1101 and encodes 366 amino acids. The record is from RefSeq and is a predicted model, not a curated record. Gene Ontology annotation, molecular function: voltage-gated calcium channel activity; channel regulator activity. Gene Ontology annotation, cellular component: postsynaptic density membrane; AMPA glutamate receptor complex. Lineage: Eukaryota; Metazoa; Nematoda; Chromadorea; Rhabditida; Rhabditidae. Gene Ontology annotation, biological process: transmission of nerve impulse; regulation of AMPA receptor activity; positive regulation of synaptic transmission, glutamatergic. The transcript has 8 exons.